Molecule: messenger RNA, 2497 nt
Organism: Capsella rubella
Lineage: Eukaryota; Viridiplantae; Streptophyta; Magnoliopsida; Brassicales; Brassicaceae
Product: O-fucosyltransferase 35
Exons: 9
Coding region: 108-2087 (659 amino acids)
Cellular component (GO): chloroplast; Golgi apparatus; cytoplasm
Source: RefSeq, a predicted model, not a curated record
CUCUCUCUCUCUCUCUCUCUCUCUCUCUCUCUCUCUCUCAACUACGCGCAAACACCUUCUUCGUCUUCUUCAUAAGAAAGAUUGCAACAAUCGAAGAAGAGCUCGAAAUGGGCCACCACCUCCACCACCACGACGGUGGCGAUGGCGUCCCUCAACAUGUCAAUAGCCCUCGAUUCUCCGGUCCUAUGACCCGCCGUGCUCAAUCCUUCAAACGCGGCGGUUCUGGUGGUGGUGGUACUAGUAGCAAUAGUCACGUCGGUGUCAGUGAUAACAUCGGAAUCAACAACAACAACAACACAUCCUCGUCUUCUUCGACCUUGAGAGUUCAUCACGAGAUAGAUCUGCCGCUUAAUUCGCCUAGAUCAGAGAUUGUUUCCGGUGGUUCUGGUUCAGAUCCGAGUGGUGGAUUUGAUUCUGCUGUUAAUAGGAAGCAUCAGACGUAUGGUCAGUUGAGGGAGAGAGUUGUCAAAGGCUUGUUGAGGAAGCCGAUGGGAUCGGUUGUUUCUGAUUUUAGUUUGAAGGAGAGGAAGAAACUUGGUCAUUGGAUGUUUUUUGCUUUCUGUGGUGUUUGUUUGUUUAUGGGUGUUUUCAAGAUUUGUGCUACUGGUUGGCUUGGAUCUGCUAUUGAUUCCGCUGCUUCUGAUCAGGAUUUAUCAAACUCGAUCCCCCGAGUAAAUUUACUUGAUCAUAGCUCACAUGAUUAUAUCUAUAAAGAUGGCGGGAAUGAUGUUGAUCCUACUUUGGUUAUGGUUGCUUCAGACGUGGUGGGUGACCAAAACAGUGUAGUUGAAUAUACUGGUGUUUGGGCCAAACCAGAGAGUGCAAAUUUCUCGCAGUGUAUAGACAGUUCAAGGAGUCGCAAAAAGUUAAAUGCUAAUACAAAUGGCUACCUUCUUAUAAAUGCUAAUGGAGGAUUAAACCAAAUGAGAUUUGGGAUAUGUGAUAUGGUUGCAGUAGCUAAAAUUAUGAAGGCAACUUUGGUGCUUCCCUCACUUGACCACAGCUCAUAUUGGGCUGAUGACAGUGGCUUUAAGGAUCUAUUUGAUUGGCAACACUUCAUAGAGGAAUUGAAGGAUGAUAUUCACAUAGUUGAGUCAUUGCCAUCAGAAUUAGCCUUGACCGAGCCUUUCGUUAAAACACCCAUAUCAUGGUCUAAGGUUGGUUACUACAAGAAAGAGGUCCUUCCAUUGUUGAAACAGCAUAUUGUAAUGUACUUAACCCACACAGAUUCCCGGCUCGCUAACAAUGACCUACCUGAUUCUGUACAAAAGCUUCGUUGCCGAGUAAAUUAUAAAGCACUAAAAUAUUCAGCUCCAAUAGAGGAACUGGGAAACAUUCUAGUUUCUAGAAUGAGGGAGGACAGAGGUCCAUACCUUGCUCUUCAUUUAAGGUAUGAGAAGGAUAUGCUGGCUUUCACUGGCUGCAGUCAUAGUUUGACAGCUGAAGAAGACGAAGAAUUACGACAGAUGCGAUAUGAGGUUACUCACUGGAAGGAAAAAGAAAUAAACGGAACAGAGAGAAGAUUGCAAGGUGGUUGUCCCUUGACUCCUAGGGAAACCUCGCUUUUGCUGAGAGCUUUGGAAUUCCCGUCCAGCUCCCGGAUUUACCUCGUAGCUGGUGAAGCUUAUGGAAAUGGAAGCAUGGAUCCUCUCAACACAGACUUCCCCAACAUUUUCUCACAUUCAACACUUGCCACUAAAGAAGAACUGAGUCCUUUUAAUAAUCACCAGAACAUGUUGGCUGGUUUGGAUUAUAUUGUUGCACUUCAGAGUGAGGUAUUUCUGUACACUUAUGAUGGGAACAUGGCGAAAGCGGUUCAAGGUCACAGGCGAUUCGAGGACUUCAAAAAGACCAUAAACCCAGACAAGAUGAACUUUGUGAAACUUGUUGAUGCAUUGGAUGAGGGGAGAAUAUCUUGGAAAAAGUUCAGUUCCAAAGUGAAAAAGCUACACAAAGACCGAAACGGAGCUCCAUAUAACAGAGAGUCAGGGGAAUUCCCGAAGCUGGAAGAGAGUUUUUAUGCAAAUCCUCUUCCCGGGUGUAUAUGCGAGAAUACAGAAGAACAUGAUCUGAUGCGACGGACAUAAACAUCGAAAGAUACAUCUGGUAAUAUUCUUUUAGUAGCCUGAGUUUUACAGUUAGCAAAAAAAGAAAAGAAAAACAAAAGAAGAAGGGGAUUGUGAUUUUUUUGCCUCCUGAAGCUAGAGAGGAUGAUCUUGAUUACCAAAGCUCAAAGAUUUGAGAAAUUGGUUUUCGAGACGAAUUAGAAACCGCGAAGACAGUAACUUUACUGGAAUCAUUUAAAAGAGAAAUCCCCAGCAGAAAUGUUCAUCAUCAACCUCUGUCAAAACUCUAUGGGGACAAAGCUUGCCUCUAGCUUAUGCCAUGGAGAUUUUGUGGAAGUGGGUAAAACAAAUAGGGAUUCAUUGUUUGUAACACUACAUUUGUCAAUUUUUUUUGUCUUCUCAUUUAACUCAAAAUUCAACUUUUUUGUUCA